GCCAAAGUGGGGCGGCUGUCACCAACAAAGAGUGAAAUUGAGUGAUUACCGGAGAAGACCCAGCCCUUUAGGAGAUGGCCGAGGCUCAUUCAGCAGCGAGAUUACGGUGGCCACCUAGAGGCCGUCCUCUGCUGCGACUUCUGCCGACUCUCCUGUCAUUUGUGUCUUUGAUUUCGCCGCUCCUGCUGCCGGCACCGGUGGCCUCUGCUCCUGUGAAUGCCACAGGUCAGAGGACGUCGCUUGCCACAUGGCGGACGGCGCCCGGAGGGAGAACGGAUGAUGGUCGAGGGUCACCUUCAUCAUAUGUAUCCUCUGUUGAGGCUCAACAGCUUGGAAGGAGCAUCGCGAUGUCAGAUGGACGGACAAACAACAGUGUUUUCCAUACACUUCAGUUCCAGGAAAACACAACGCAGCUCAAUGCCACAUGGAAAGCUUCCCAACGAGAAACUACGCUACCGCAUCCUACCUCGAGAUAUAGAGAAGAUCGUCAUGAAACGCGAAAUAGCAGGAACGUAGCUCACAUCUCAAACAGAAAUGGGAUUCAUCCGAGCCUAAAUUCGUGGGAGCCUCGAAAAGAAGUGCGAAAGGCAGCAUGGCGGAUGACUGCACCAAGAAACAACCAAAGGUAUUAUGCGGUGCAUAACAGCAAAGCCCGCGAGUUUCAGCGCAGGAGCGACCAGGCAGAACCAGUUACAGCUGGGAACAACAAAUCCCAGAGGAACAGUGUCACGAGCCAAGCAGUUUGGUCGCGUGAGUCGGGCGAAUCCAUCGAGGAUCAGCGCGCAUUCACACAAUCCUCUCCGCGGGCGGCGUCCGCGACGGUCAACCAGCGUGAUUCGGCAGAACGCGCCGGCCGGCACACAGGUCCACAGCAGAGGUCGUACAGCAGCAGCGCAACGUUCAACUCGCCAUUUGAUGCUCCAAGAGCCAGCGCGCAUCAUAGUUCAGGACUGGAACCAGCUCAUAGAUCAGAGCCGGGCUUUCAGACGAGCUCCUGGCUUACACAACUCCGUCAUAAUCUUAGCUCAGGAAUCAACUACUAUAUUCAAGACAUAACUGAUAAAACUUCUGAUAGUCUUGCAAUGGUGCGUUCGAGUCUUCGCCACUGGAACCCACAGGAUGCAUCGCAGUCCGCGAAAGCUAUUGAACCGCGUCUUCAGACGAAUGCAGACAACCCUUCCAGCGACGUGACCGAACAAGUUCAACAGGAUCUGAGUGAUGUCAUAAAGGCUCUAACUCAGUACCACCUUAUAAGGGGCUUAGUUCCAUUCAACAAUGAAGAUUCUGACUUGGAACGUAACGACCAGUGUUACCGAGCUUGUGCCAGGUCAGAUGACCUGGGAUCUGAAGAGCCAGGAGCAGCCAGCGGAGGUCUGAAGGCGACCGCCACUAUCGUGCUCUGGGCCGUCUUAGCGGCCAGCGUUGCCUGGAUGGGGCCUGCCGCCGUUGGAGGCAGGGACUUAGCAGCUGGUCCCAUCUCUGUCUGCGAUACACUAGCCGAGGUUAUCAGCCCUGAGACGUGUCUUCAGUUGGAGAAUGUCAUCAAACAGCUCGACCCAGACGUGCUUGCCGACUUCAUUGACCUGGCUGCUGCUUCCAAGACCGAAUCAGACAUCUUUAUACCAAUGAACAACGUGUUUGGCCUCUCAUCCGGGUGGCAUCAAACGGGAGAGCAGCCGACACAAACCGGAGAACAGCCGACACAAACCGGAGAACAGCCGACACAAACCGCGAACAGUCUCAAACUGCCGCGAUCAGAGGACGUCAGUGGCGAUAGCGAGGCAUCAUUCGAUUCCCACGACAUCCCUGAGGGCUGGUGGACCUCUCCAGGCAGAGUCCGGAGGUCGGUGCCAUCAACGACCGACGACGACCGGUCGAGGACUCGUCCUGUGACACUGGCCUACCUCACGGACCUGCAGCGGAUGACUCAACAGGCACAGACUGUCCGACGCGAUCAUAGCGACGAAUGGAUGAUGUCCAGGAGGCUCCACGGCCUGCGCCGAUGGAUGGCGGCUCGCCGAUCAGCUGGUGCUCAGGAUCGGUCAGACACGCCACGAACUCAGCGAAACGAUCAGCUGCAGAGACAAUAUCAGAACUAUUACCAGCAGGAGCAUCGACAGCAGCGACGAGUAUCUUCUGGCUACGCUCCCGUGGCAGUCAAUACCAAGGUCUGCAAGUGUCACGUGAGACCGAAAAAUGGGUACAAGACCGGCCUACUCCAUGGCAGCGCACUGGGAAAGUUCCUCAGCACUAGCUUCUGGAUACCGGCGCUGGGACUCGUCUAUCUGCUCGGUCUCUCCAGAUCCACUACCACCACCACCACCAGCACCGGAAGCUCCGGAGCGGUCACGGUCAACGCCGGAGGCACGACGUCGCUUACCAACAACGACGACGACAACCUGUCCAACGCGGUCACCAUCACCCUUACCAACUCGCCGACAAACACCAACACAGCCACACAGACCAGCAUGAAUACAGUCACCACCACCAUAACCGACAACUCCAUGAAUACAAACACGGGUGGUGAUAAUACAAACACGAAUACAAACACAAACACUAACAACGGAAACGGAAACAAUGGUAACAACGGAAAUAACGGCAACAACGGAAACAAUGGUAAUAACGGGAACAAUGGCAACAACGGGAACAAUGGCAACAACGGCAACAAUGGCAACAAUGGCAACAACGGGAACAAUGGCAACAACGGGAACAAUGGCAACAACGGGAACAAUGGCAACAACGGGAAUAACGGGAACAACGGCAACAACGGGAAUAACGGGAACAAUGGAAACAAUGGUAACAACGGCAAUGGUAACAACGGAAACAAUGGUAACAACGGAAACAAUGGAAACAACGGAAACAAUGUCCAGCUGUGGGCCGAUAUGCAGGUGCGGCUCACUGACGCCACAACCACCGUGCGGCUGCUGGCCGGAGUUUGGCUGCUGAACUUUCGAGACCGUAAAGGCAUCAUCUACAUCAACUGGGUCCCCCACGGCCAGAUGGUCAACAAAGAAUAUUAUGUGGAGGUUCUGAGUGAGUUCAGGAAGAGAUUUCGCCGCAAGAGGCCAGAACUCUUCAAAUCUGGCCAGUGGCACCUUCACCAGGACAACGCACCCACCCACAAGUCCAUCAUGGUGACAAGCUACCUGGCAGAAAUGGGCAUCAAAACCGUCCCUCAUCCUCCCUACAGUCCAGAUCUGGCCCCCUGUGACUUCUGGAUGUUCCCCAGACUGAAAGAGAAACUCAGGGGCCGCCGGUUUGAGGAUGAGGAAGAGAUGAAGGAUGCUGUGACAGAGGCCCUUGGCACCUUCACUUUGGGAGACUUCCAGCGGGCCUUCAAGAAGUGGCUGGAGCGCUACAACAAGUGCAUCGAACACGGGGGAUCCUACUUCGAGGGUGACUGA
This is a messenger RNA of Amphibalanus amphitrite, 3404 nucleotides long. RefSeq lists its product as uncharacterized. NCBI's taxonomy places the organism in Eukaryota, Metazoa, Arthropoda, Thecostraca, Balanomorpha, Balanidae. Gene Ontology annotation, molecular function: nucleic acid binding. The coding region runs from base 75 to 3404 and encodes 1109 amino acids. The transcript has 8 exons. The record is from RefSeq and is a predicted model, not a curated record.